AUUUUCUCUGAAAAAAAAGAACUGUUAGUAACAAAACAAAACAACAAAAAAGGCAGUUUGGACCCUGCUCCUCUACUGACCAUGUACUCAGAAGCUGAAUGCUGCUGCCUCUCAAGAAAGGAGGUGUCAAGGGACAUGUUCCUGCACAGAUAUUUGACAAACAUGAAAUUGCUACGAUAUGCUAUUGACAGAAGGUGUAAUAUGAUGGUCCCAGACAGAAGAGCACAAACUGUGAGUUGUGCAAUGGACCCUGUGAAAAGUCUUUAUCUGUAGAAUUUUAUCUAACCAAGGAAAAGAUUCAAUAUGAGCCCUGACCAGGCCUGGCCCAGACUGGAAAAAUCGAAGAUAAGAUUGUCUGUUCUUCAUAGUAUCCUCAUUUGCACAGUGGCUGCUUCACACAACUUCAUUUCUGUUAACUUUGUUUUUAGGACUGAGAGAAAUCUACUGUGAAAGAAAGAUGCUUUUUAAUUUGAGGAGCUUUUUCCAUAUUAAAAAAUUAACAUGGAACAACAAGCAUCUGCUGCGACAUGUUUGGCGUGGGCCACCAGCUCAAAUGAAUGUAAGCCUGAAAGGUCGCGACCUCCUUACUCUACAGAACUACACAGCUGAUGAACUGAAGCAUUUGCUGUGGAUGGCUUCAGAUUUGAAACAAAGGAUAAAGCACAAAGGAGAGUACUUACCUUUGAUGCAAGGAAAAGCUUUGGCCAUGAUUUUUGAGAAGAGAAGUACAAGAACAAGAUUAUCUGCAGAAACAGGAUUUGCUCUCCUUGGAGGACAUCCUUCUUUCCUUACAACACAAGACAUUCAUCUGGGCACUAACGAGAGUCUCACAGAUACAGCAAGGGUGCUGUCCAGUAUGACAAAUGCAAUCUUGGCUCGAGUUUAUAAGCAUAAUGAUCUGGACCUAAUGACGAAAGAAGCCACAAUCCCAGUAAUCAAUGGAUUGUCCGAUUUAUAUCAUCCUCUACAGAUUUUAGCUGAUUACCUAACUCUUCAGGAGCACUACGGUGGUCUGAACGGACUCACCAUCACCUGGAUCGGGGAUGGAAACAACGUCCUCCACUCCAUCAUGACGAGCGCUGCAAAGCUAGGAAUGCAUCUCCGUAUUGCAACGCCCAGGGGCUUUGAACCAGAUCUGAGAAUAACGAAAAUAACUGAACAAUACUCCAAAGAGUAUGGUACCAAGUUGCUUCUCACAACAGAUCCGUUGGAGGCUGCAAAUGGUGCCAAUGUCUUAGUUACAGAUACAUGGAUAAGCAUGGGGCGAGAAGAGGAAAAGGAAAGAAGACUAAAGGCAUUUCGAGGUUAUCAGAUUACAAUGCAGACUGUGAAAUCUGCUGCUCCCAACUGGACAUUUUUACAUUGUUUACCCAGAAAACCUGAAGAAGUUGAUGAUGAAGUAUUUUAUUCUCCAAGAUCAUUGGUUUUCCAGGAGGCAGAAAACAGAAAAUGGACAAUUAUGGCUGUCAUGGUUUCCCUGCUGACGGAUUACUCACCACAGCUACAAAAACCUACAUUUUGAUGCUUGGAUUCCAGCCAAAAGAAAAAAUGGCAGAAUAUUCUGGUCCACAAAUACGUCUACCUUCUUCAGAAAGGAUUGAGGCAAUGAAUGAUUCUUUAAUAAAACUGUGUGGUUAGCUCUGCUGAAGUAUGUAAUAUUGCAUUACAUUUGUGAAAAUGUUUGAGACAAUAAACGCCAUUCCA
Molecule: messenger RNA, 1704 nt
Organism: Cygnus olor (mute swan)
Lineage: Eukaryota; Metazoa; Chordata; Aves; Anseriformes; Anatidae
Gene: OTC
Product: ornithine transcarbamylase
Exons: 11
Coding region: 458-1522 (354 amino acids)
Biological process (GO): L-citrulline biosynthetic process
Cellular component (GO): mitochondrion
Molecular function (GO): ornithine carbamoyltransferase activity; amino acid binding
Source: RefSeq, a predicted model, not a curated record